GCCACGGCUCCCCCCCCCAGGCCGAGCCCGCGGCCUGCCAGGCAGCACGGCGGGGCAGGGAGGGCGGCCGCCGCGCGCGCGCUGGGGGGGGGGGCCCGCGGGGGCCAUGUCGCUGAAGCUGCAGAAGCGCCUGGCCGCCUCGGUGAAGAAGUGCGGCAAGGGCAGGAUCUGGCUCGACCCCAAUGAGGCGAGCGAGAUUUCGAUGGCGAACUCGCGCUUCAACAUCCGCAAGCUCAUCAAGGAUGGCUUGAUCAUCCGGAAGGCAGUCAAGAUGCACUCCCGAUCUCGCGUCAGGAAGAACCUCGAGGCCAAGCGCAAGGGACGCCACAUGGGCAUCGGCAAGCGCCGCGGCACCAAGGAGGCGCGCAUGCCCUCGAAGGUGCUGUGGAUGCGGCGGCAGCGCGUGCUCCGCCGCCUGCUCCGCAAGUACCGCCAGCAGAAGAAGAUCGACAAGCACCUGUACCACUACUUCUACCGCCACGCCAAGGGGAACGCGUACAAGAACAAGCGCGUGUUGGUGGAGGCCAUCCACAAGAUGAAGGCGGAGAAGAUGAAGGCGAAGGCCCUGGCCGAGCAGCAGGAGGCCCGGAAGGAGAAGGCGAAGCUCCAGAAGGCGAAGAAGGCGCAGAAGAAGGAGGCCGCGCGGUAGCCGUGGGCUCGCGGGCGAAGUUUUCGUAGGGCGCCCGCAUGCCCAGAGACGUGCAUCGCGCCGUGGCAAAGUCUGGGCGGGAGGUCUCUGGCCCAGCCUUGGGGAAGGGGACGACACGGGGCCAGCCGCCGGAACGCGGCCGCCGCUCCGCCCUCCGCGGGUGCCGCCCGAGGACCUGCUCCGCCAGGAGGGCAAGUGAGCGCCGCCGCCCGCGCCCCGUGCGGAGCUUCCCCCAGCGCGGGGUGCCCGGCGACGUCCCUCGACGGCCCAGGGAGAAACGCAUACGAGCUCGCAGGCAGCGGCAUGCGAGCACCACCUGGGCACCACCGCUCGAGGGGCUACUGGGUGUCCGAGGCCUGCUCCAACAGGCAUCGGACGUCGAAGCACAAAUCAG
Prorocentrum cordatum is the source of this 1043-nucleotide messenger RNA. The record is from the annotation of a GenBank genome assembly. NCBI's taxonomy places the organism in Eukaryota, Dinophyceae, Prorocentrales, Prorocentraceae.